This is a messenger RNA of Arabidopsis arenosa, 1191 nucleotides long. NCBI's taxonomy places the organism in Eukaryota, Viridiplantae, Streptophyta, Magnoliopsida, Brassicales, Brassicaceae. The record is from the annotation of a GenBank genome assembly.
CAACGGAAUUUUCCGACAAACAGAGAAUGAUGAAGCUGCAAGGGGGACUUCUCCAAUGGAGUCGUAGCAGCUUAAUCCCGUCGAUUUACACACCAAUCAACAAAACUCAAUUCUCUAUCUCCGCCUGUGUCAUCGAGCGGAACCACCAGCUUACGGCGAAGGAGAGACGGCAACUCCGGAACGAGCGGCGGGAGAGCAAAUCAGGGUACAGCUGGCGACAAGAAGUUGAAGAAAAGUUGAUUAAGAAACCAAAGAAACGGUACGCGACGUGGACGGAGGAGCUGAAUUUGGAUACUUUGGCUGAGUCCGGUCCGCAAUGGUGGGUUGUUAGGGUUUCGAGACUUCGUGGUCAUGAGACUGCUCAAAUCUUAGCUCGAGCUCUGGCUCGUCAAUUCCCUGAAAUGGAAUUUACGGUUUAUGCUCCAUCUGUUCAAGUGAAGAGAAAGCUAAAGAACGGUUCUAUAUCUGUUAAACCGAAACCAGUGUUCCCUGGUUGCAUUUUCAUCAGAUGUGUAUUGAACAAGGAGAUACAUGACUCCAUAAAAGAAGUUGAUGGAGUCGGAGGUUUCAUAGGUUCAAAAGUUGGAAAUACCAAGAGACAGAUUAAUAAACCAAGACCUGUAGACGACAGUGACUUGGAAGCUAUUUUCAAACAAGCAAAAGAAGCGCAAGAGAAAGCAGACAGUGAGUUCGAAGAGGCACAAAGAGCUGAAGAAGAAGCGAGUUUACUAGCGUCACAGCAACUUCUCGCAUCAUCUAAUUCAGACGUUAUUGAGACUGUAGCAGAAUCUAAACUGAAACGAGCCCCGAGAAAAGCUACACUUGCUACUGAGACAAAGGAUUCAAAGGUGAAGAAGAAGAAACUCGCAGCGGGAUCUACAGUUCGAGUGUUAUCAGGGACAUUCGCUGAAUUUGUCGGCAACCUAAAGAAACUAAACCGCAAAACUGCUAAGGCAACAGUGGGAUUUACUUUGUUUGGGAAGGAGACACUAGUGGAAAUUGACAUCAAUGAACUUGUUCCUGAAAUUCAAUCUUAAAUAGUUUGUUCACUAAAAAUGUGAAUUUUUGGUUUGAAAUAUAAAUCCAUUAUUACUUCAUAUGUUUUGGUGUAUCUCUGUUCUGUUAAAUUUGCCAUACGAACACAACGACACCAUUCUAUAACUUCCUUUGAAAGAAAAGGCUUCCACCUUU